UCGUACUGCUUGCACAGCCCUCGAAAAUGAAAUUGUUAACACACAAUUUCCUCACUUCCAAGUGCAUCCGUGGUGUUAAGGUGGGCUAUCCGCUAAAACUGAAUAUUGUGGAGAAGAAAGUCGUUAAUGCUGAUUAUAAUUCGGAAUUCAUCACCCGAAUGCUACCCCGGUUAGAAUGGAGUGCUAUUUGUGUAGCUGCAGCAAAUAUUGGUGCCGACAUUCCGAGCACGAUGCCUGCAGAUAUCCAUAACGAUGCAGAGACGUUACAGAAAUUACACCACAUACUAUUGGAGGUGGACAUCGUCGAAGGCACGAUGGAGUGCCCGGAGACGGGACGCGUUUUUCCGAUCAAUAACGGCAUCCCAAACAUGGUGCUUAAUGAGGACGAGGUUUAACAACCCGUAAGGAUUAUUGCUUUGUGUAAUGUAUAAGUUUAAGCUACCAUGAAUACAAAUAAUCGCACUUAAGUA
This is a messenger RNA of Anopheles nili, 470 nucleotides long. It is a transcript of the gene Trmt112, whose product is annotated as multifunctional methyltransferase subunit TRM112-like protein. Bases 27 to 395 code for a protein of 122 amino acids. Gene Ontology annotation, molecular function: protein heterodimerization activity. Gene Ontology annotation, biological process: peptidyl-glutamine methylation; rRNA (guanine-N7)-methylation; tRNA methylation. The transcript has 3 exons. NCBI's taxonomy places the organism in Eukaryota, Metazoa, Arthropoda, Insecta, Diptera, Culicidae. The record is from RefSeq and is a predicted model, not a curated record.